AUGAACAACGAUGUUGACCUUCGCCUCGGAAAAGAAACGCCUUUGGCCGCUUCCUUCCCUCUACCCUUCCGCGCACUCUCGCUCAUAGGCAUCGGCAUCCUUGGAUGGGCCACCAACUUACACGUCACGCAUCUUCUCGGAAUAGACGCGGCGAGCAUCCUCGACCUCGCGCUCGGGGGGGCAGGCGGGCUACGCACACCGCUGCCCACCGACCGCACUCAUGUCCAUUCUCGGGUGCACGACCGGUACGCUACUGGGACGUACAAAGCACCAUAUCGGCUCUUUGUAUCCUAUGCGACAUGGUGUACGGCGACGUGGCUUCUUUUUCGGGUGGCUACACGAGGGGAAAUCGAGUCUGUCGACCGCUUCAAGUACAUCCCUGCCGUCGCGUGCCUCGGGGUGAUAGGCGUGUUGGUGUCGCCUUUCAAUGUACUGUACAAGCGGGAGAGGGACGCAUUUCUACUAGCCAUCCGCCGAUGUAUAUUCCCCCAACCCAACCGAAUGACACACUUCUGCGACGUUGUUCUGGCCGAUAUCUUCACGUCAUACGCGAAGGUUAUUGGAGACGUCUGGCUAUCGGUGUGCAUGUUAUUACCCGGUGGAAGCCUACUCCGUAUGCCGUCGAUGGACGGUCUGGAAUGGCUGAUAUUGCCCACAUUAAUGAGCCUACCGUAUGUUAUACGAUUCCGGCAGUGCAUGAUAGACUACAUGUGCCCGAUCAACGAAAGCCGUCGGCCGCUCUAUAAUGCGAUCAAGUAUGCCACAGCGUUUCCGCUUAUUUUCUUGUCCGCGGCGCAACGCAUCGUUGUGUCGGAGUUGGUGGCUGAGAAAGGGGAUGUUGCAAUGCGAGAGCCGUGGCAUGGAGAGCACCAGCUAUUCCGACUAUGGUUGUUGAGUGCGGCCGUGAACUCGCUAUACUCGUUCUGGUGGGACUUGACGAACGAUUGGGGCCUGGAUCUGCUGAAGCCGAAGUCAUCCCUGCACGAGAGGCGUAUAUCGCUCCCUCGCUCCCUCCUUCUCCCGACCUUACAUUCAGGUAGAGCAUCCGGCUCGCUCGAUUCCACCCUUUCUGGAGAGAAACCUUCGCUUGCGCAAGCUCAUACAAACGGGCACGUGCCUUCCUAUCCCUGGGGUCUUCGGCGAACGCUCCUAUAUCCCCUUCCCGUAUACCCCUUGGUGGUGUUCUUCAACCUCAUCCUCAGGAUGACAUGGUCGAUGAAGCUAUCAAGUCAUCUCCAUAGCAGUUCUGAAGGAAGCGUUGUCAUAUUCUGGAUCGAGGUGGCCGAGAUCUUCAGGCGGUGGAUGUGGGUGUUCCUGAGGAUAGAGUGGGAGGUGAUCAAGAAAAGCGAAGGGCUCGCGAGCAGGGGCGCGGAGAGCCCCCGGACCGCCGUCGACUUCGAGGCUGAGGAUUAUGAGUUGGUGGAUGGCCGGGAAGCUGUAGAGGCGCGCGACGCGCAUUCGUAA
Messenger RNA from Punctularia strigosozonata HHB-11173 SS5, 1464 nucleotides. Its product is annotated as EXS-domain-containing protein. The transcript has 4 exons. The record is from RefSeq and is a predicted model, not a curated record. Gene Ontology annotation, cellular component: cytoplasm; membrane. Bases 1 to 1464 code for a protein of 487 amino acids. Lineage: Eukaryota; Fungi; Basidiomycota; Agaricomycetes; Corticiales; Punctulariaceae.